Molecule: messenger RNA, 4117 nt
Organism: Harpegnathos saltator (Jerdon's jumping ant)
Lineage: Eukaryota; Metazoa; Arthropoda; Insecta; Hymenoptera; Formicidae
Product: protein scarlet
Exons: 14
Coding region: 997-2964 (655 amino acids)
Biological process (GO): transmembrane transport
Cellular component (GO): cytoplasmic vesicle membrane; plasma membrane
Molecular function (GO): ABC-type transporter activity; ATP hydrolysis activity; ATP binding
Source: RefSeq, a predicted model, not a curated record
CUUGAUCCGGCCGGCGGAUCACGCGAUAUACACGGAAGCGGCGGAAAAAUAGGCUACCGCGGUCGUUCGGUCGUCGAGAGGUCGCGCGCGCGACAAUUCCAGCAGCGGGAAAUCAGAUCGGCCUGGAGAGACUCGCCACUCGUCCGCUCGUUGACGUACGGAUAGGGUUUCGCUUCUCAAUUACCGCGAUAUUCGCACCACGAGAGCGUUUACUGCGAAGGGGCGGCGGCGGAGGAGGGCGGGGAAUUUUUCGAACGCGGCGAAGAGGACCUUGGACGCAUUUACGCAUCUCACGUUCGAGUCGAGCCAUCGUCAUCGCGGUCGAUCGCGGCUGCGUGAUUGUCGCGAUGCCGAUUUAGCCAGACCCUAAUCGAAAGCCGAUGAACACCGCGCCGCACCUCGGUGAUUCGCGCGCAAUAAGUCGCACGGCGGAGAACGCGCGACUGCAGCUGUGCGGAUCCGUCGCGAUCGGCGCGAUCGACGCGAGCGAGUCUCCGACGAGCCCGCGACAUUGGCGACCGGCGUUCGUUGACACCGCAGAUGUGCACGGCGCGUUAAUCAGUGUCGCCGCUUUGCUUACGCGUGAUAUUCGAUUGCGGAGGCAGGCUUGCUUGCGGGAGGACGAAGAGUGCAUCAGGUGCAUCGGGUGGUGGCAGCGCGCCGGUGAGAAGCGCGCGCGCGCGGCGGCUCUUUCUCUUUCGCCUUAGCACCGAUCCUCCUUCUCGUGGCUCGUCAGUUUCUCACCCUUUGGACACGUACAUACGCGCGUAAGGCUUCCGCUUCUGAGCUUCCAGUGGCGCACCGAGUGCCCGGCUGUUUCGUCGGAUCUCAUCUUUUAUUAUCUUCUCGUAGUCGGCUCGUCCGGGCCUAGGUUGCAUACGGCGUAAGAUCGUGCCGCGUCGCGGAAAUACCGUGGGAUUAAACAACGGGGUGUGAAGAAGGGAGGAAGAAGAAGAAGGAGAGGAGGAGGGGGAGGAAGAGCAGGAGAAGAAGAACAUGGUGCUGGAUGUGCCGAACGCCGUCGACGUCAGGCCGGAGUCAGCUGCGCCGCGGCAUCGUGCGACAGGCGCCACGCUCUCUUGGCAACACCUGUCUGUCUACGCGAUGGACCGGAACCGACGAACCAUAAGCAAGCAGCUCGUCAACAGCGUCCGGGGUGUGGUACUACCGGGUGAACUCACCGCGAUCCUCGGGGGCAGCGGUGCCGGGAAAAGCUCGCUGAUGACGACAUUGGCGUUUCGCACGGGACCCGGCAUCGUGGUGCACGGUGACGUUUACGUGGACGGAGUCUCGACCACGUCGUCGUACAUGAGAUGUCACAGUGGUUUCAUGCACCAGGAGGACAUGUUCAUCGAGACGAUGACGGUGCUGGAGCACAUCUGGUUCAUGGCUAGGAUGAAACUAGACGGCAGGAUCCACACGUCGGACGUGCGACUGAGGAUCGAUCACCUGCUGAGGGACGUCGGUCUGACCGAGAGACGCGAUAUCCGCAUCGGCGGCGGUGAUGACGGCAAGGUCUUGUCAGGCGGCGAGAAGAAAAGACUGGCCUUCGCUACUGAGCUGCUGACAGACCCUGAGAUACUGUUCCUGGACGAGCCGACGACGGGACAAGACGCGCACUCGGCCAGCGUCCUCGUAUCUCACAUGAUCUCCUUCGCGUCGAGAGACCGGACGAUCCUGUGCACUAUACAUCAGCCCAGCUCCGUCAUCUUCGAUAGUUUCCACCGUAUAAUCCUUUUGGCCGGCGGCAGGAUGGCGUUCGCGGGUACCAGCGCGCAAGCGGUACAGUUCUUCUCCAGCCAGGGGUACACGUGCCCGCGUAAUUACAACCUAGCUGAUUUCCUGGUGGCGACCCUGGCGAUUGCACCUGGCGACGCGGACGGUAGCGGGAGAACCGCCCAGAAGAUCUGCGACGCUUUCCUUACGAGCGAAGCGUGCAACGAGAUCGAUGUUAUACUGCAACGGGAGCUCGAGAUCGCUCGUCCGCAGUCCGUUUGUAAGGACUCCGUCCGCAAAUCGCGCGUCUUCGAAGAGCCGUGCUGCUGGCUGCGGUUGUACUGGUUGAUCCACCGCGGGUUCCUGCAAGUCCUGCGCGAUCCCUCGGUGCAGUCGAUCAGGAUCCUGCAAAAAGUGAGCGUCGCGGUAGUCGCCGGCCUGUGCUUCGUAGGCGCUGUCAACCUCGACCAACUAGGCAUUCAAGCUACAGAGGGUAUCAUAUAUAUCCUGGUGUGCGAGAACACCUUCUUCCCCAUGUACGCGACCUUGGCGUUGAUCCCGCAAGAACUGCCGCUUCUACUCCGCGAAUACCGAGCGGGCAUGUACUCGAUUCAUCUUUACUACGUAGCGCGAAUGAUAUCGCUAGUGAGUAAAGUUUCUCUUCGUCAGUUAUCGCGCUUGCUGCCGACGAUUCUCUUCGCGCUAUCCUGUCGGAGUCGAAACUUUCAGAUACCCGGUCUGCUAGUGGAACCGGUGCUCUUCACCGUCAUAAUAUACUGGCUAACAGGACUGCGUCCUGCGAUAGAUGCUCUUGGCUUCACGCUGUUGGUAGUUGUAUUCACCAUGAACGUAUCUACCGCUUGCGGAUGUUUCUUCUCGGCCGUCUAUGAGAGCGUGCCAUUGGCGAUGGCGUAUCUAGUGCCUUUCGACUAUAUUCUCAUGAUAACCAUGGGACCUUUCGUCAAACUCAGCUCGCUGCCGAUAUACGUUCGAUGGUUGAAAUAUUUCUCCUGGCUGCUGCAUUCGACGGAAGCCCUCACCAUCAUCCAAUGGAGAGGCGUGCAUAAUAUAUCCUGCGAAACUAGCGAGCCGGAACUGCCUUGCCUAACCGAGGGCUCGCAGGUGUUGGAUCGCUACGACUUCGACGAGGGCGGCUUUUGGACCGAUAUCGUCCUCAUGGCAGGCAUCUACGCCGUUUUCCAUCUCCUGGCGUACGUCUUCCUGUGGAAGCGAUGCAGAUCGCAGUAGACUCUUACGCGCUAAUUCUACCGAGCGAUUAACAACGAUCACUAAUUGCGACGCACACUUCUGUAAAAUAUAUAAGCGAAAUAACGUGACGCCGCGGGUCACGCGUGUCCAAUUUGCAGAAUUACUAACUCGAGCAUUGCGCAUCCCGCAGAUGCGUCGUAACUCUUCUCCGUGUCAAGUACAAUUCUUUUUAACAACUUGUUGUUAAAAUAUAUCUCAUUAUUAUUGCAAUAUACAGAACUGUAAUCCGAUUAUUCGAUUGUCUUCAUUCUCCAAAGGUCGAGUCGAUGCGUCAAAAUGGUCAAAUGGUUUCGCAGAUUUCGUAGCUGAAAAAUUACCUUCUCACCGAGCAAAGCCCGGCCAAGCUAACUUGCGUUGCGAAAGUUUCACAACCGCACACACACACACACACACACACACACGGAAAGAGCGAAGAUAUUCGUGUUUGUUCCUAUUACGCUCGCACUCCGGUAUUCCACUGUCAGUACCGGCAAUAUUACCGGCGGAUACCGUUCCGGUGGGCGUCGCGAUAGGCUCGGCGCGGUGAGGCAACAAUGAACUUCGAUGCUUUCAUGAAUACCUCUAUAAUUCGAACGAAAUUUCGAUACUUUCGCCUGUCGACUUUAUAUCUCGUUUUUGUACUUUUUUCUUUCUUUGCGAACGAAUACCUUCAUUCUUGUAUUCGCGUGAACGUGUCAUUUUUCGCUUCGCUUUCACUUUAACUUCGUCCCAUUAACAUUUCUAUCGUUAAACAAAAGUGAAACUCGAUUUUUUGUCAAUUCGAAACAGACACACCGAGCUGCGGGUAUGCCGGUAGUGCGUAAUGUAACGUAGAAUGGAAUGUAUUGUAAAGAGAAAAUAUUAAGUAUCGCUUCUCGAUUACUUCAUAUACGCGUGAGCACUUGAUAAACUCAUCCAACUUUUUGAGCCAACGAGAAAGAGUAUUUUUCGGACGUGUUCAGAUUCGGUGACACGAGCUACUGUUAACCUGCAGCUUUACGGAAGGAAAGUCGAUUGUAAAUAUUAUAUUUGCGACAAAUAAUUGUCGUCGUAUAUUCGUAAAAAAUCUCUCGCUGCGAAGCAUGCACUGGUCGUUCCGUUUCGUCGUGUCGAUAUACGCCGCUGAGCAACGAGCGUAAACGAUGCCAGCGAG